This is a messenger RNA of Pocillopora meandrina, 4359 nucleotides long. The record is from the annotation of a GenBank genome assembly. NCBI's taxonomy places the organism in Eukaryota, Metazoa, Cnidaria, Anthozoa, Scleractinia, Pocilloporidae.
AUGGGAACCGUAUCUGGGUUCCUUAGUGAUGUUCAGCUAGCGAAGGACAAUCGUAUUCGUGCGCUGAAUAUUCUUUUGAAGAAUUUAGGACCUGAGAAUGUUGAAGUGGCAGGUUCUUACAAAGGCUUGGGGGCCGCAUGUGGUGCCCUUGGUGAAUUGCAGCAAGCAAAGGACUAUCAUGGUCGUGCGCUGAAUAUUCUUUUGAAGAAUUUAGGACCUGAGAAUGUUGAAGUGGCAGGUUCUUACAAAGGCUUGGGGACCGUAUGUGGUGCCCUUGGUGAAUUACAGCAAGCAAAGGACUAUCAUGGUCGUGCGCUGAAUAUUCUUUUGAAGAAUUUAGGACCUGAGAAUGUUGGCGUGGCAGGUUCUUACAAUAGCUUGGGGGCCGUAUGUAUUUCCCUUGGUGAAUUACAGCAAGCAAAGGACUAUUAUGGUCGUGCGCUAAAUAUUCUUUGGAAGAAUUUAGGACCCGAUAAUGUUGGCGUGGUAGGUUCUUACAGUGGCUUGGGAACCGUAUGUGUUGCCCUUGGUGAAUUCCAGCAAGCAAAGGGCUAUCAUGGUCGUGCACUGAAUAUUCUUUUGAAGAAUUUAGGACCUGAGCAUGUUCGCGUGGCAGGUUCUUACUAUAGCUUGGGGAACUUAUUUCUUGCCUCUGGGGAAUUUCAGGAAGCAAAGAACUAUUAUGGUCGUGCGCUAAAUAUUUUUUUGCAGUAUUUGGGACCUGAGCACGAUCUCGUGGCUCUUUCUUACAGUUGCUUGGGGACCGUAUGUAGUUCCCUUGGUGAUCUUGUGCGAGCAAAGGAUAACUUCGAGCGUGCGCGUAAUAUUCUUGCGAAGAGGUCGGGACCUGAAAAUAAAAUUGUGGCCAAGUGUUACAGAAACCUGGCCAAAAUCUGUGAUAUCAUUAGUAUCCCUAAGCAGGCAAAGGAUUGGAAUAAACGAGUGCAAACCAUUCUUCGCAAAAAUAAUAGGGCUGAGAGAGCUGAUGUCCCUUCUUUGAGCAAGUUUCAAAUCACGGUGCACUCAGCCCCGCCUUAUAUUUUGGCCAGAGGAUCCAUCGCGAAGGCCGCUUAUCAGAGAGCUCUUGAAAUGGGAAAGACAUUCGAUAAGCGGGCUAAAAUCUUGUUGAUUGGCCAAGACCGGGUUGGCAAAACUAGUGUCUUACGUUCUCUGAAAGGUGAACUAUUCAGACAAGAUGAAUCGAGCACAUUGGGGGUGCAAAUAGACAUGCCUCUGAAACAUGUUGGUGAAAAACCAUGGAAGAAUUCCAAAGAGGAACAAGAAAAAAGUACCUUCCAUUACAAAUGUGCUCUAAAUAUUAGUAACCAGUUAUUAACUGAACCACCAAACGAAAUUUACGUGGACAGCGAAGUUACGAAGCAAACAGAGACUGAUGAGACACAGAGAACAGAGGGGAUGAUCGGUGAAAUAGGAUCAAACGUGGGUAUGUACCUCAUUACAAAAUGUUGAUUUGGUUUCUGUGUUGUUGAAAAACUUUACGCUUGUAAAUCACAGAGGUUGCACGUUACAUUACCUUUUACAAGGUGCUACUAAGACCGGAAGGGGACGUGAUAGGAGACAGGUUGUUGUUAGAGUUUUAAAAUUCAACACCUCGCACACAAGUAACGACGAUUUUUUAAAACGGAUUUUUACGUCUUUAUUAAACCCGUUUUCUCGGCAGGUCUGCAACACAUCUUUGUUGACGGCUUAUCGAGUGAUACCAACAACAGCUUGGCAUGAGUUUCACUCCUGUAGAUAUGCUUCUAGAACAAUCUUUGAUCACGUCGUGUUAUUUGUAAAUCAGUAUGCGUGGCUAAGCUCACGACUUCAUCGUAACAAGGAAAACAACAGACCCUUACGGAAUUUUUUCGAGUAUUCUACAACUUUACUAGACACGCAAAAUUAUAAUCUUACGUUUUUAAACCUGAAAAAACAAGCCGUCAAAGUAAAGAAAAAAACAAAAAGGAAAAAAAAGGCAACGACAACCAUAGCACUGCAGCGAAAUAUUACUGGGUUAAAUGGAGUUAAUCAAAGCUAAUUUUUUUUUUCAGAAUUCUUCAGUGAGGUUGGACCGAAGAGCUCACCAAAGGUUUUUAAUACGUUUUAUUAUUCAUUUAUAUCUAAAGGUGAUAUUUAAGCUUUUUAUGAAUGGCCAACUUCCAUUCCAACUUUGCUAAUUGAAUUGACUUGUAUCUGUUUUCGGUUCAAUUCAGGGAAACCAAGAUCAUGACAUAGAACCGAGGACUCGGGUGAACUCAGAUAAAAUUUAUCCGACAACUCAAGGGGACAACGGGCAUAAUGAGAAGCGAAACAAUGACAUGCCUGAUGAAGUGGUGCGACUUACAACUGAAAACCUCUCGAGGAUAGAGUCAGUGAAGGAUGACGGCAUUUGGCCAGUUUGCAUGGAUUUUGGUGGUCAAGCCAUUUACCGUGCUAUUCAUCCUAUUCUCGCUUCGCGUGAAGCAGUUUAUCUGCUAGUGGUUGAUCCUACCAAAGAUCUUUCUGCUCCAGCCCAAUGUUUGGUGAAAGAGCCUGGUUACGACGAAGUUAAGAUUCCGUCUCCAGACAACAAUGACACAAACCUAGAUCACAUUAUGAGGUGGUUGGACAUGGUGAAUUCGUUUAAACACGAAAAGAACGGGGACGUAUUACCACCUGUCAUUUUGGUUGGAACACGCGCCGACCUUGUACAAGGAGACCCCGAAGUCGUGACUACGAGUGUAAAGGACAUCAUCUGUGACACAGCAAGAGAAUUUAGUGAACACGUCAUCGGAAAAACAUUUGCAGUGAACAACACUCUUGCAGGUAAGGAACUAGAGGAAGAAGAUCCCCAAGUUGUUGCCUUACGGAAAGAGAUUCUGAAGGUUGCAGAUACCUUGCCACAUACACAAGAUGAGGUUCCAUUGAGGUGGCUUCAAGUGGAAAAUGAAGUCUGUUAUCUAGCAAGCAGGGGGACAAACUAUGUCACUAGGCAAGACUUCCGAAAGAAUAUCUGUGACGAAAUUUGCAAAUUUGAGGUCGAAGGUGACUAUGAAGUACUUUUACAGUUUUUACACGAUCGUGGUUCAGUGGUUUAUCAUGGUAGGGCUGACGAUCCAGGUAGUCUGGUGUUUUUGAGUCCAAAGUGGUUGAUUGAUGUUUUGUGUCAGAUAAUAACGGUUGAAAAACAGAAAGAAGAGAAAACUGUCAUUUCAAAUCUCCGCAAAGAUCUUGGCAAGUACGGCAUUCUUGAUGCAAAACUGCUUGAUUACUCUUGCACAAAACUGGGCGUUGGCGACAUCAGGGAGUCUUUACUUUUUCUCAUGAAGAAGUUCAACCUUCUUUGUGAAUAUACGGGAAAAGAUGGCAGUUCCGUGUAUCUUGUUCCGUGCAUGCUGACCUCCACACCUGACGAUGCAUUUAUGCCGGACGUUUCUGCUAACCCAGGCCCUGCACCCGUUUAUGUCACAUUCACCACUCAGUACGUCCCAGGCGGUCUUUUUUCAAGAAUGGUUGUCCUUUUCCUCGAAUUUGUACUAAGACGAAUUGCCUGUGAUCAACCAAAGCUCUGGGCUAACUUUGCUCGUUUCUUUGUGGGAGAUCACACUGCAGUUGAUUUUGUUUGCUACAAGCGUGUUAUCAAAGUACACGUAUGGAAUUACACCGAUCCAAGUAUGGACCCUGUUAAGACCGAGCCUAACGUUUGCUCAGAGGUCUUAAGGUAGGUGCACGUAAGUUAGUCAUUCUAUAUUCGGUUGGUAACUUUUACAUGAAUUACCAGUUCGUGAAAUCGGAAGUGGUUUUUGAUGCGAUGUGAAUUGAUCCGACAAGUUUGGUUUGCUCAUAACAUCGUUAACCCUUUGAUAGUGUAAUGGAUGUCAUAGUCAAGAUGUUGUUUUAAAGGAGGCUACAGUUUACUUCAUUUUUCUCAGGUGAACAUCGUGUACAUUACGAACUUUCCGGACAUCAACGUAUCCACGUGAAAGAUUUGCAAGAAAAGAUAUCAACCUCUUUGACAAAAGUCUCUCCCUAUCUUUUAGCUUUUUGAAGACAAGUUUGGAGAGGCUGCACGAGGAGUGUCAUUGGCUGCAAACAGUGUCAUGGGAUCUCUGCGCUAGAUGCAAUUUGUGUCCACGCGAGUUUAUUCAUGGAACCGGAAAGUGUCAUUGGCAUGCGGAAGCAGAAUGUUGCCACGAUGAUUGUGCGCAUUAUGUUUCCUUGAGAAGGAAGCCUUUCGUUUGCUCGCGUACACUGAGGGGUCCAAAGUUUUGUCCGCCCAAGACUUGGAGUCAGGUAAAGCCAAUUCAAGUUCCUUGCGAUCAGGUUUUCGUUGUAUUUAACCUGCGAAGGGGAUUCGAAUCAGGUUUGGUCAGACCUUGA